AUGCAGUCCUCUGGGCCGGAGCAGGAUGACUCCUUUGACUUCCUCUUUAAGAUUAUCCUGGUGGGAGACUCAGACGUGGGGAAGACCUGCGUGGUCCAGAGAUUUAAGUCUGGUGUCUUCAUGGAGAAACAGCAGAAUACUAUCGGGGUGGACUUCACCGUCAGAACCAUGGUCAUCAAUGGCAGGAAGGUCAAGGUAAGGUGCAUGUGUACAUUUUCCAUUUUUCUAGGAUAAUCAAUGAUAAGUACAGGACAUUUUGUCUUUGCUUCGUCAGUGUUUAAGUUGUGUCAAUAGGCCUAGCUAUCUCAACUGUCUUUACACUGUGUGAAUCCUUCUGCCUCUGCUGUCUUCGUCGGGCAAAGAAGGAUUCAGCAUAUACUUUUUUGUCUUUUAAGGAACAAGGGUGGUCUAACUAACAUUCGAUCGCCCCGCUGCGUGAGUUUUCUGGGUGUGUCAAGUGACUACAAUUGAGUAUAUGGAUAGUAUAAGUGUUUUCCUAGGUGCAUGUUUGUCUGUGUAUUUGGAGGAGGGAAUGGAGAUAUUAUGGACUUUAAAAACAUAUCUUCCAUAAAUUAAACAAGUGACAAACCUCCCUGUACCAGUUUCUCCUCCACAGUGAUGUAUAGAAGUUUUAAAAAAAGUUUAAAAAACACAGUCCCUUCCCUGUUAAGGGUUUGCCGAAGCGACUAGGUAAAAGCAAUAUGGUGAUGUCUCCAGCUGGCUUUCUAAUGUGCUUAGGGGAACAUUCUCCAUGCUUACACCGAUCUCGUUCCACCGAAGGGUUGGGGAAAGGGCUAGGGGUGCUUUUUCAAUGGACCCUUUGUUCCUUAGCUGAGUGUGUGUGUAAGGAAUUGGUGUACUGUGCGUGUGUGUUCUCCAGCUGAAGCGUGUGUCGUCUCGUCUCCUCAGCUGCAGGUGUGGGACACAGCUGGACAGGAGCGUUUCCGCUCCAUCACCCAGAGUUAUUACCGUAGUGCCCACGGCGCCAUAGUGGCCUACGACAUCACACGCCGGCCAACCUUUGACUCUUUGACACACUGGAUCCAAGAAGUGGAACAGGAUGGGGCUGCUAGCGUUGUGCUCAUUCUCAUUGGUGGGUGGGAGAGACACAGGAAAAACAUGGCUUUAGAUAAACUCUGUUAUAAAGCCUACUGAACAGUUAUGACAUAACAGAUGUGGUGCUCAUCUUCACUGGUGGGUGAGAGAAAUGUCUGACGCACACACAAAAAAAUGUAAUCUUCCAAACAAUCAACAUUCAUCAACAGAAACUAACAUAGAAAGACACAUUUCCUUCUGUAACUUCCUCUGCUCUUCUCUUCUAGGGAACAAGUCAGACCGGCAGUCGGAGAGACAAGUGCUGUUUGAGGAUGCCUGUACCCUGGCUGAGGGGAGGGGUGCGCUGGCCGCCCUGGAGACCUCGGCCAAGGACGCCCAGAAUGUGGAGGCAGCCUUCCUGCUCAUGGCCCGGGAGCUGAUGGUGAGGAAUGGCCUCGCUGUCACAGACCAACACUCACAGGCCUCCCCACACUUCUCCUCAAACUCCCAUCCAAUCCAUGGCUCCGAUCCUACAGACAGGAAAUCAUGUUGUUGA
Molecule: messenger RNA, 1591 nt
Organism: Coregonus sp. 'balchen'
Lineage: Eukaryota; Metazoa; Chordata; Actinopteri; Salmoniformes; Salmonidae
Source: the annotation of a GenBank genome assembly